CUAUCCACAUAGACCUGAUUGUAGGACUGAGGUAUUUACUUUUUUUAUUCUCAUCUGCAAAUGCAUUCUUAUUUCACACAUUUCAAUCCCCUCUCCAAUACUAAAGUACAAUUGAUGUCAGAACACCACACUUUAGAUUCAAACAAACAGCUACAUCAGCAUGUGGAACUCUAAUAUUAGCAAAGUUUAUUUUCCUUUUUUGCUUGGGUUUGGCAUAAAAAGAGUUAAUGCAUAAGAGCCAUCUUCUCUAGGAAGCUCUUGAGUUGUGCCAUUAUCCCUGCAUGCAAGUAGAAAAUUCAGAAAACAGCCCUACAUCCUUCCCCCUAGAGAACAUGGAACAACCAGACUUUCUGCAGAGAGAGAACUGGAGUGAUUCUGCUAGGAUCACCGUUAUUCUGUGUUUAUUCACACAUUAAAGCUGUCUGCAGUAGUUUGGUUUAACAGGACAAGCAAGGCUGGCUCAGGAUCACUUUUCUGAAUGAUUAAGGGCAGAGUGUAUCUGGGGUGCAGAAGAACAGAAAUUCAUGAAAGAGACAUUAAGAAUUUCAACAGUCUCCCAGGGACUCAUCUUGAGAGAAAAGAAAAAAAACAACAACAAAAAAGCCCUACAACAUGUAAGUCAGAAAAUGGCUUAGUCAAGCAGGAUCAUGGGAACAGCUUAAAAGAAACUAGUUCCUUUUCCUGGCAGUGUUGCCACUUCUCAAGAGAUUCUCUCUCAAAAUGUUGGCUAGUCCCCAGUGCUUCAGGCUGGAGAACAGGCGCUUACUAAGCCGAUCACAUUGAGGAGAUGUUUCUGUUGGUGGCAGUAGCAGAAGUGCUGUUUGUUCUGGGUUUGGCGUGGAAGUCAGAUUCUCUUUGUUCACCCACUACUUUUUACAAAAACUGCUGGAUCCGACGCUUCCCGGGUCUUCUGAUUGAUCUGGAGGAAUCUCAGAAGAGGGGAGCCCAGGUGCUGAAGAUUUACACAGAAGUCACAGCUGAGCAAUGCAGCCGGACCUGCUGCCUUCUGAAGAAUGUUUCCUGUAACCUGGCAGUUUUCUACUUUGAAACUAUCCAUGAGAACAUUAAUUGCCUGCACAUUUAUUGUCCAGCCUUGGAAAGCUGCAUAUUGAGGGCUAGAACCAAUGUCAUUUUGUACAACAUCACAACAGGAAUUGAUCCGGAUCUUCUUGUUUUUGAAAAAUUGUCUAAGGAUCCAAAUACCCGUUCCUCUUUUAACAAAUGGGAAAGGCAAAACAGCUCCAGGACUGCUGAUUCAGAAAAAUGCCGACACAAUAAUGUCACACUGAGGUCUCUUCUACUCCAGUAUCCACCUUCUACCACUAGCCAGGGCUUGGUAGCAAAUGGUAGUCAUAGCCACAGUACAAGUGGCUUGAUCCCAAAUACCAAACCAAUCACACGUUCAUGGGCAAGGUCUCUACCCUUGGAUGACCAUUUUGCUAAGGAGAUGGAAUUGACUUCAGAAAGUACAGGUUUGACAUCUAAUUCAGACAAAAAGAUGUCUGUAUCCACUAAGAUGUUAUCUCAUGUGCCCAGUCCUGCUCGCCUAAACAUCAGUCAGCAGCACUUCAAUGAAACCAAAGGAUACAGUGGCAGGAACUACACUUCAGAUAAUGAGGGUCAAAGACCUGCUUGGGUGGCAGUGGAUACAGGUGCCUGGUUUGUCCCUUUGGUGCUUUGCUCUUCUUUCAUCUUCCUUUGCUGUUGUACUGUUCUUCUGGCAGCUGGGCGCUGCAGAAAGAGGAGAGGUCACUAUAAACCAGUGCAGAGAGGAGAGGGAGGGUCCAAGCAGUACAUAAAAUAUACUCUUGUAAAGGAUAGUUUGUAAUAGCAGAUACUGAAAAAGUAAUAAGGAGCUAAAUAACCUGCAUCACUCAUGUUGGUGGAGAAAGAGGCAGCAGCCGUAUUUAGUGAAAUACCUCUCUCAGCUUAUUUCUUGGGGGUUUCCCUUUGGAGAUUUUGAACUAUUUUUGGUGAAUGUCUCAGCAGCUUUUGAUAACAGUGUCGACUAAACGUCCUGUUAUAAUUCUCUUUUUACUACCCACUGAUCCAAAGAGAUAUAGGGCCAAAUUCUAGUCACAGCUACGUGCUCACAACUUCCACUGAACUCAGAGGUAUUUCUACAUACCUUUGUUUAUAAUUUGAUCAAGAGUAAAGCUAGAAUCCUUUUCUAACCUCUCUGUAGAGACAAUGGGCUUGAUUCUCCACUUCCUCUGGGUGUACUCUUCCCUGUCUUACUUUGUAUAAUGUAAAGCAAAUGUAAAAUGCAACCAUAUCAGAAAAGCAGCAUUUUACACUUACGUUGCCUAAGUUUUUAUGGAAACAAAAGGUGCAAGGUUAUGGAGAAACAGACCUAGUUACUUUUAGAUCAUUAAUAUCCUGAACAACAUCCAUACCUUUAAAACAGUGGAAAUUUAGAGUUUGAAAACACGCAGUUGUCUGCUUAACCAUCCAGAACAGGAUUGUUCCUACUGUGUUUUUAAAAUUAUUCUGGUGAUGGGACUUCCACAAUCUUUUAGGUCUUAUUAUUAGGAAAUGUACUUUAAUAUUUAGCCUAUAUUUUCCUUUGCCUGUUGCAGCAUUCUCAAUUGCCAGUUCCCUUCUAGGCAUCUCUAGCACCAUGCUCUCCGGCCCCACUCCCAUCCUAGAUGCCAACCCUUCUUUCACCUCCUCCCAAGCCAAUAGUCCUUCAAGCUGGUAACGCUCUCCUAUAUCCUACAAAUGUCAAACACCCCAAAGUCCCUCCUCCCCCACAAGAAAAUUGACUGAGUCUCUUGAAUAGUAAAACAUACAUUUAACUUUUAAUCGUCUCUGGGCUACUGUUUCCAUUAAAAGGGCCUCUACUUCUGUUCUCAAAGUAAAUCCCAGAGGUUGGAUCUUUUGCCUUUCCCCUGGCAAAAUGAGGAUGAGAUGUUUUAGCCAGACAUUUGUCAUUUUCCAUGAAACACUGCCCUCUUGCAUCACCUCACACACAUAUUUCUUGUCCUUAUCUGUGUGACCGGGAUCCCAUUGCGGGUCAGCUGUGGUCACUCAAAUAGGGUGAACUGCACAGAAUGGGGCAGACAAUCUCCCCAAAGCUGGUGGAUAUUGUAGUACUUAGCAUAAAACAGCUUCUUUAUUACCUCACUGAUUAUUCAGAAGUCCAAAAAACACAGUUCCCUUAAGCAGGGGUUCCCAAACUUGGUUCACGGCUUGUUUAGGGUAAGCCCCUGGCAGGCC
This is a messenger RNA of Gopherus flavomarginatus (Mexican gopher tortoise), 3219 nucleotides long. RefSeq names its product MANSC domain containing 4 (gene MANSC4). Bases 788 to 1828 code for a protein of 346 amino acids. The transcript has 5 exons. Lineage: Eukaryota; Metazoa; Chordata; Testudines; Testudinidae. The record is from RefSeq and is a predicted model, not a curated record.